AUGUUUGUAUUGAUUGAGGACAACAACUCAGUAGUCAUGAUCGUAUUUAGGCAUGGCCCACAAAUGUCCAAUAAAGUCUACUUCCGCACGACGUUAUUUCCACGCCAUCUCCACAACAUUCCGAUUACCACAGAAGAAAAGAGGAAGCAUACGAAGAUGUCGUGGCAGUCUUACGUUGACGACACAUUGAUGAGCGAUCUCGGGAAUGGCCGCUGCCUCACCGCCGCCGCAAUUCUCGACUUUAGUGGUGACGUCUUGGCUCAGAGCGCUAAUUUCCCUCAGUUGAAGCCUGAGGAAAUCGAUAGCAUCAACAAAGGUUUCGCUGAACCUGAAACGCUUGCCGAAACGGGUUUGUUCAUCAAUGAGGAAAAGUACAUGGUAACCCCAGAAGAGGCAGGCGAUGUGAUUCAAGCAAAGAAGGGAGCUGGUGGUGUUACCAUCAAGAAGACCGUCACGGCUUUAAUCUUUGGUAUCUAUGAGGAACCAGUAACUCCUCGACAGUGUACUAUAAUUGUGGAGAAUCUGGGUAACUAUCUGGCUGAUUCAGGGUACUGAAACCCAUGUUGCUGUCAUAUGCAUAUGGCUCAUGUUCUAUUUGUAUUUGGAAUGUGAUUUGAUCAAAUAAAAGUCAGACUGUCUAUGACCGGCUACCAUAUGUGAUUAUGCGUUGUAUGACUAUAACUGGUAUUGUCUUCAAACUAUACUUGUGUGAAUUGCCACUAAAAUAGAUUCAGAUCACAAGAUCAUACGCAUGUGAUUGCAUUAUGAGUUUUCAGAUAGAAUGUCUGUACACAAGUUCGGUCCAUAGCAUAGGCAAAGUAAUCAUUUAUCU
Eruca vesicaria subsp. sativa (arugula) is the source of this 832-nucleotide messenger RNA. The record is from the annotation of a GenBank genome assembly. Lineage: Eukaryota; Viridiplantae; Streptophyta; Magnoliopsida; Brassicales; Brassicaceae.